CGAAGACUUAAAUAUUUAACUAUUAAUAAACUAAAAUUAUAUUUAGAAUUAAAAAAUAUUAUCAUAUGUUGUUAUGGAUUUACUCAAGAUCCAAAAACAAAAUAUUAUUAUAUAGUAUUAAAAUACGCAAACGGUGGAAUUUUACAACAAUACAUUAAAAAUAAAUUUCCAUUGAGUUGGUUUGAAAGAUUGUCAAUAUUAAAAAAAAUUGUAGAACUACUUCAUAAUAUUCAUAAGACAAAUUACGUAUAUCGUAAUUUACACUCGGGAAAUAUAUUACUUCAAGAAGAUGAUUUGAAUCAUAAGCUAGAAAUAUAUGUUUCUGAUUUGGAUUCAUGUAUCUAUAGUGACUAUAAAAUGAGAAAAGAACUUUAUGUAUAUACUAGUAAUAUUGCUCCUGAGAAUUUGAGAGGAGAAAUAAUUUCUAUCAAAUCAGAUAUUUAUAAUCUCGGUGUUAUAAUGCGGGAAUUAACAUUAGGCAACUAUUAUAACAUUAACAAUCCGCAAUGCUAUCAUGAACUGAUGCAAAAAUGUUUAGAUAAUGAUCCAGAAAAUCGACCCAACACUUUGGAUUUACUUGAAGAACUUCAUAUAUUUACAGCAUCUCCACUUAGAAAACGUCAGUUUGAAGAUGCUGAUAGUAGAGGACUACAACCACUACAAAUAAGUCCUCCACUACAAAAAAAUAAACGACUAAUAAAUCCAUCAUCUGAAUAUUUUAGUAAUCAAUUUAGUAGGGGUGCAGACUAUUCCUUUUUUUAGCUACGUCACUCAUUAAGUCAAUGAAAGGUUGUAACUCGUGACGUAGCUCGAUAUUAUAUAAAUUAUUAACGUUUGACGUAACUUUGUUACGGCAGUUACGUCGGUAAAGUUUAGACUUUUUUAUACCUCUCGAUAAUUCUCUGUCCAAAUAUAGUUUAGAUCACUUUCAACAUUUUUUAAUAUUUGUAAUUUCACUUGUAAUUUUUUAAUUUUAAGGAUCAAAGUAUAAAAUAAAGUAUAAAAUAUAUCUUAUAAUUUAUCUAUAUCUUAUUAUUUAUCUCUCGAGCCCAUUAU
Molecule: messenger RNA, 1056 nt
Organism: Rhizophagus irregularis DAOM 181602=DAOM 197198
Lineage: Eukaryota; Fungi; Glomeromycota; Glomeromycetes; Glomerales; Glomeraceae
Source: RefSeq, a predicted model, not a curated record